This is a messenger RNA of Penicillium atrosanguineum, 5526 nucleotides long. RefSeq names its product putative pectin methylesterase. Gene Ontology annotation, molecular function: pectinesterase activity. The coding region runs from base 1 to 5526 and encodes 1841 amino acids. The record is from RefSeq and is a predicted model, not a curated record. Gene Ontology annotation, biological process: cell wall modification. NCBI's taxonomy places the organism in Eukaryota, Fungi, Ascomycota, Eurotiomycetes, Eurotiales, Aspergillaceae. The transcript has 4 exons.
AUGGUCCCCGAGGGACCGGGGGAAUUCAGCUCUUCGACUACUGCAAUUACGGUCGCCACUGACGGCAGCGGUCAGUUCACGGCGAUUGGCGAUGCCAUCACCUACGCUCAGAGCAAUGCAAUCCCUACCGUGACUGUCCUUGCCGGCACCUACACCCAGGCAGUUACUGUCUCGGCUACUCCCACUGUUACUGUUAUCGGUCAAAGCAACAGUUCAAGUGACUACUCCCAGAACGAGGUUGUUAUCACGAACGCGGGUAUCAUGCCCGAGGGAACUCUUUUGACUGUCAACAACAAUGUUCAGCAAGUCAGCUUCAAGAACAUCAACUUCGUCAACACCGCUGCUGCCUACGGCACCAUGAUCCUGAAAGGAAACAAAUAUGCCUUCUACGAUUGCCAAAUCAUUUCUCAAGGAACUUUGGGCAUCACUGCCAGUGUUGGUCUGGGUGUCAUCGCGAACUCCUACGUCGAGGCGCUUGACAAGAUCUUCUAUGGUGCAGCGAAUCUGUACAUCUAUAACACUGACCUGGUGCCUGUUGACAGUUCCAAUCUUGUAUCUUACAUGAAGGGUACCCUGUCUGGCACGACUUUGCUUGCCAACUCGACCACUGUCUUCGAUCAUGUCACAGUCUCUGCGAAGUCUGGAUCAUCCACUCAGAAUGUGUAUCUCUUUACAGCCAACAAUGCGGGGGUGAACGUUCUCUUCCGAAAUUCGGCUUUGAGCAGCGUGGUUGCCUCUACAGGUGCUCACGUCGACUCUGUCAGUCAAGAUGGCUAUACUCUGUUCAUGGAAUAUGCUAACACUGGUGCCGGAGCUUAUGGGAGCAAUGUUGCUUCUCGGUCCAAGUAUGUCUCUCUUCUGGACUCAUCGGAUGUCGCCGACUACAGUAUCAGCGCUAUUUUUGGAGAUGCCUACUCUACCUACGCUUCCUCCGACGUAAGCUGGGUUGAUGAAUCCGUCUUGGCUGCCAUUGAGGGCGCUGAUGUUAUCACAACAUCUUCAUCGACCUCCUCUGCUGCUACUGCCACUGUCACUGCAUCCAUUGUCUCGACCAAUACCUCUGCAGCCUCAACCACAGUGGCAUCUACCAUUGCUUCCACCUCUGCCGCUGCCACUGCAACCUCCACCUAUGUCGUUGACGCCACCAACGGACCUUACAAAAAUGUCACCGCUGCCAUCGCUGCUCUCCCUAGCGACGGCAACGAAUAUACUAUCUAUGUCAAGGCGGGCACCUAUAACGAGCAGAUUUCAAUCACUCGCAAAGGUCUGACCGUUGUACGUGGUGAAACCACCUUUGAGAAUGAUUAUACCCAAAACACUGUGAUCAUUCAAUACGAUGACGGAGAGCUCACUAGUGUCAAUGAGGAUGAAAGCACCAUGGUCGUCAAUGCAAAGAACACCGAUGGUAAGGGACUGGCUAUCUACAACAUCGACUUCCGCAACACCCAUGCUCAGGUAUCCAACACUGCUGCUCUUGCUGCUGACUUCUAUGGUAACGUGCAAGCUUAUGGUUGUUCCUUUGUUGGAUUCCAAGAUACCCUUCUUGCAAACAAGGGUAUUCAGGUCUUCUCAAACUGCUACAUCGAAGGUUCCAUCGACUUCAUUUGGGGUUUCUCGACUGCGUACUUUUACCAGUCCGUCAUUGCGACCAACACCGCUGGUGCAUGUGUUGCUGCUAUGAGUCGUUCUUCGUCUACCGCGACUGAAGGUUAUGUCUUUGAUAACUGUCUCGUCACUUACACCUCUACCUAUGGUAGCACCUUCCAGGACACCUGGCUCGGCAGACCCUACUCUGCGUACAGUAUUGUUGUCUACAUGAACUCUUACAUCGACAAGCACAUCAACCCUGCUGGUUGGCAUAUCUGGUCCACGAGCGCUCCUCAAACCGAUCAUGUCACUUUCGGAGAAUACAACAACACUGGUCCUAGUGCUUGGUCAAGCGGCCGUGCGUCCUUUGCCACCAAUCUGACCGAGACCGAGGCUAAGGCCUACACUUUGUCUAACUGGAUCGGAGACACCACCUGGCUUGACAUGGAUUCCUACGCUCUUGCCCCUUCCUAUGAUCUGACUGGCGGAGCUAGCGCCAAAACAACCUCGACCAGCUCGGCCACUACCCCGACCGCUACUUCUACCUCCACUGCAGUUGCUACUUGGACUCAUCCGUCCAGCGGUGCCAACCCUCCUACUGGUGCAGUCCUUGUCAGCCCUUCUGGAACCAUCGAUGGAUCUUACAGCAACCUUACCGAUGCUCUGUUCUGCCUGCCCGAUGACACAACCACUCAGGUCAUCUUCAUGUACGCUGGUACUUAUACCGAGCAGGUUCCUAGCAUCAACAGGGAUGGCCCAGUCAUAAUCAUUGGUUACACUACUGGAAAUCCCGGCCAGAGCUAUGCCGAUAACGAGGUUACUGUCACAUUCUCUCGCGGCCUCUCUGUCUCCCCUUUGCCGAUCGGUCACUCAGAUGCCGAGACUGCCACCAUUGCUACCGCAUCUACUAAUAUUGCUUUCUACAACAUCAACAUCAUCAACUCAGCCAAUCUUGAUGGAUCUGAGUCAUCUUACGUGACUCUAGCGGCUUCCAUCUACGGCAACCACAUUGCUUUCUAUGCUUGUUACUUCCAGGGCUGGCAAGAUACCCUCCUGACCGGAGCCACUGCUGGAUACCAAUAUUACGAGUCGUCAUAUAUUGAGGGUGCCAUUGAUUUCAUUUGGGGAUACUCCAAGGCUUACUUCAAGGGCUGUACCAUCGGAGCCAAGCGCGCGAAGUCUGCUAUGACUGCCCAGAGCCGUGCUUCUGCUAGUGCCAUUGGUGGUUACAUCUUUGAUCAGACUUUGUUCACUGCUGCUGCCGAUGCUACUGUCGAUCUUACUGAGACCGUCUACCUUGGCCGUCCUUACUCCGAGUACGCGCUUGUUGUUAUCAAGAACUCCUUCCUUACCAAUGUCAUAAACCCCUCGGGAUGGAAGGUCUGGUCGACCUCUGAUGCGCGUACUGACUACGUUACCUUUGCUGAGUACAACAACUCUGGCCCUGGUAACUGGGAAAAUAACGAGGCUGCCCGUGACGCUUUCGGUUACUGUACUCUCCUGACCGAAGACACUUACUCGCUUGCGACCGUCAUGGACUCGACUGACUGGAUUGAUAUGACCUACUGGGACACCAUCGAUACCCCGACUGCAGUUUCUGGAGUUUCCACCACCACUACUGCUACUGCGACCGCCACUGCCACAGCCACUGCUACUUAUGAUGGAACUACUCCUCCCUCGGGUGCCUACAUUGUAUCCAAGACCGGCCUCAGGAACAGCACCACUUACUAUGACACCAUUCAGAGUGCACUUGACGCUAUCCCCACUUCCUCCAGCGUUACUCCCACCAUCUUUAUCUAUCCCGGUACGUACGAGGAGCAGCUUGUUAUCAACAAGAAAGGCUCUGUUAUCUUCAUGGGCUAUUCCGAUUCCACCUUCGACUACUCCAGUAAUCAAGUCACUAUUCAGUACAACCAUGGUAUUGACACUGGUGCCGAUGAGUCGAACUCUGAUGGAGCUACCCUGUAUACCACCGGUAACUACUUCACUGCAAUGAACAUCAACUUUGUCAACAACAACGGUACUCAGCAAGACAUUGCUACUCUGGGCUUCGCUGUCAAGUCGAGCAAGUACGCCAGUCUUUAUGGCUGCCAGGUCACCGGUAACCAGGAUGCUCUCCUGAUCAACGGCUAUCUGUUCAUGAGCAACGGUUAUGUUGAGGGUAACAUUGACAUGAUCUGGGGAAGUGGCUCCGCUUACUUCCUCAACACCACCAUCUCACCCAACGAGGAUGGCAUCAAUCUUACCGCCGAUAAGCGCACCACUUCCGCCACCGCUGGUGGCUUCGUCUUCGAUCAAUGCACUAUUACUCCGUCCACUGGUGCUAGGACUAUGUCCAAGAUUUCCCUCGGCAGACCUUGGAACCAGUACGCUCGUGUCGCAUACAUCGACUCUUACUUCGACUCUUGUAUUGAGGCCGCUGGAUGGAACCAGUGGUCUACCUCUAGCCCCCAGACUGACGGAGUUACUUUUGCCGAGUAUGGCAACGUUGGUCCUGGAUCAAGCACUACGUCGCGGGCCUCGUUUGCUACCCAGCUUAACAACACUGGUGCUGUUCAAUUUGAGCUUGCGAACUUCUUCGCUACCACUUCUUGGAUCGAUUUGACUCAUGUUGCUGGUACUCCCUUCGUCCCGGACACGAGCACCACUACCACCGCUAUCUCAAUCGCUCCUUCCACCAGUGCUGCUUCGACUUCGAUUUCGACUUCGUCCACGAUUAUCGUUCCUGUUACUGUGACCACAACUGUCGAUGUCCUCUCUACUUCUACUGAAGCUGUCUAUGAUACCGAGACUCCAACCGAUAAGACCUUGGCCGUCAAAUCCACUGUGACUUUAACCAUCACUCCUGAUGUUGUCUCCAAGACCACUACGGUCAAGUCGAUUAUCACCACCACUGAGACAAUCACUGAGCCUACAACAACUUCCACUAAGACCUCUUUUGUGACUAUUGAUGUCGGUAGUACCAUUACCCCGGAUCCCAAGACUGUCACCUCGACUGACAAGGCCACUACCACCGCCACGGUCUCUGUUUCUGGCAAGGAUAGCACUAGCACAGUGGAGAACACUCUGACCGAGAUCUCUACCAUCACGGCUGCCGCCUCAACCGUGACUAGCACUGAUAUGGUGACAACUACUAGUCUUAAGAUUACUAGUGGAAAUGCUGGAAAGACUACCGUGACCGACACCGUGACGGUUGGAAACGGAGGAACCACCACCAUCUCCACUAAGGCCACCACUGUGACCACUUAUUCCACGUCCACCGGGACUGUGACCAAGUCUGUGACAACAACCGUCGCUUGUGACACAGCGGCCAAGACCAAGCGUUCUUAUUAUGAUCUCCUCCCUCGGGCUAACGCUGCCACCGUCACCGUCACUGCCUACACCACCGACAUCUAUUACGUGACCAAGACCUCGACUACCACUAUCCCCGUCGCGACCGACUAUAUCACUGAUGUGACCACCAAGACAACCUCAAUCAAGGCCUCUACUGUCACCGACACAAUCACCUCCCUGGCGACUAAGGUCUCCUCGACCACCAUCCCGGCUGUCACCUCGAUCGUGACUGUCAUUGAUACCACCUCAGUUGGCAAGACCACUACCCUCAAGGUGUCCACCGUCACCGAAAUUAUGACCUCCGUGGUCGAAAAGACUUCCACCGUCACGCUCCCCGGUUCAACUUUCACCACCACUAGCGUCAAGACAACCACGGUUAAGAGCACCACCAAGCUUCCCGCCGCCACUACCACCAUGACCAAGACUAAAACAAUCAAGAGCACUACCACUCUGCCCGCCACCACUAGCACUGUGACCAAGAUCUCGACUGUAAGCAACAGUCCCUCGGUCACUCUCACUGAUCGUACGACUUUCACUACCACCAAGGUCGUUAAAACCACGUCAACCAGCACUGUGACUGUGACUAAGACUGCUAAAUGCUCUUGA